AUGCCUGAGAGCAACUCUGCUGCCAAUUGCUGCGAGGCUGGCGGGCUGGCAAUGCGCCCUACUUGGACCGGGUCAGCGGACACAGGACCACCAGGGACUCCCCGGGCUACUUGGGUGGCUCCCACGCUAUCUACAGUGAUAAUUGUCACCACAGUCCUGGAUGUCGUGGGAAACCUCCUUGUCAUCCUCUCUGUGCUCAGGAACCGCAAGCUGCGGAAUGCGGGUAACUUAUUUGUGGUGAGUCUGGCCUUGGCUGACCUUAUGAUAGCCUUGUACCCUUUCCCAUUGAUCCUCGUGACUAUUGUACACAAUGGUUGGGUCCUAGGAGAGGCCCACUGCAAAGCCAGUGCCUUCGUGAUAGGCCUGAGUGUCAUUGGCUCCGUCUUCAAUAUCACAGCCAUUGCCGUUAACCGCUUCUGGCGCAUGUGUCACAGUGCAACCUACCACCGGGUCUGCAGCCACCGGCAUGCCCUCCUCUACAUCUGCCUCGUCUGGUUCCUCACUCUGCUGGCCUUGGUGCCCAGUUUCUCUGUGGGGAACCUAGACUAUGACCCACGCAUCUAUUCCUGCACCUUUAACCAGACGAUCAGCAGCCGGUACACAGCAGCUGUGGUGGCCGUCCAUUUUCUCCUUCCAAUAACUGUGGUAUCCUUCUGCUACCUGCGAAUCUGGGUACUGGUGCUCCAGACCCGAAGGAAGGCCAAGGCUGAAACUCAGCCACGUCUGAAGCCUGGUGACGUACGCAGUUUCCUAACCAUGUUCGCCGUGUUUGUGUUUUUUGCCAUUUGCUGGGCCCCACUCAACUGCAUUGGCCUUGCAGUGGCCAUCAACCCAGAAGUGAUGGCCCCCCAGGUUCCAGAGUGGCUCUUCGUCGCCAGUUACUUCCUAGCUUACUUCAACAGCUGCCUUAAUGCCAUUGUCUAUGGGCUCCUGAACCAGAACUUCCGCACGGAAUACAAGCGGCUCCUCUCAGCGCUCUGGAACAUUAGAUGCUGUUUCCAUAUCGCUUCCAAAUGCUGCCUUGCUAAGGAGCCACAGAGCCCAGCACCAUCUUCUUCCAGGGCUCCCAUGCCUGUCCAGGAGGGUGGUCUCUAG
Molecule: messenger RNA, 1095 nt
Organism: Chionomys nivalis (European snow vole)
Lineage: Eukaryota; Metazoa; Chordata; Mammalia; Rodentia; Cricetidae
Gene: Mtnr1b
Product: melatonin receptor 1B
Exons: 2
Coding region: 1-1095 (364 amino acids)
Biological process (GO): G protein-coupled receptor signaling pathway
Cellular component (GO): membrane
Molecular function (GO): melatonin receptor activity
Source: RefSeq, a predicted model, not a curated record